AUGUUCUUCUUCGCCCUCUUCAUCGCUGCCUUGCUGCUCGUGGGUGCAGAGGCCACCGCGGUAGCCAAAAAUGCGUACAAUUGCACGAGCUUUGUGGUUCGUGUCCCGGUGGACAAUGUGACGCUUGUUGUGCCACCGUUCCCAGCUUUCGCCGACCAGUAUGCCGCGACGGCCUUUUCCAACGAAGUCAGCAAGCAGAUCACCUUCCCCGGUCCUGCGGCUCCCGUCAACCUGACAACCUUGACCACCACUUUCGACAUCAGCGCCGAGUAUUGUACACCGGUCGCGCCCGGCCCCAAGUCCACGACCCUGCAGAUUCUCACGCACGGCAUCGGCUUCAACAGGUCAUACUGGGAUUUCUAUCUGCCUGCUACUCCCGAUGAUGCACAGUACUCGUACAUCAACCGGGCGGCGGGUGCUGGAUACAGCACGCUGUCCUGGAACCGUCUCGGCAUCGAGCCCUCCACCAUCCCAGACCCAUACAGGGAACUCCAGAGCCUGGUUGAGCUGGCGGUCCUCACCGGCCUCACCGCUCUGGUACGAGCAGGAAACAUCACCGAAGUGCCCCGGCCACACAAGGUGAUCCACGUCGGUCACAGCUGGGGAAGUAUCCUAAGCAAUGCUCUCGCGGCGGUCGCCCCCAGUCUCAGCGACGGGCUGGUGUUGACGGCGUACUCCCGGCUCGUGACCUACCAGAACCUGUUCAUCGCCGACACGUCCUUCCACCUGGCAUCGCUGAACCAACCCGAUCGCUUCCCCAACAAGACCUAUUCGACAGGGUUCUUGACGUGGCCCGACAAAUACGCAAACCAGUUCUCGUUCUUCCUGUAUCCCUACUUCGACCCUGCCGUUCUGACUCGUGCCGAGGCGACGAAAUACCCUUUCACCGCCGGCGAAUUUCUCACGGCAGGCGCACUCCCGUCAGCUGCUCCCGGGUUCCAAGGCCCUGUGUUGUACCUGGCAGCCGAGGCGGACUUGAUCUUCUGCGGUUCAAACUGUACGGGUCUGUUUGGCCCAGACAGUGCUGCCGUCCAAGCCUUUAACGGCAGUAAGAGUGUCGAGACGUACAUACAACCAAACGUGGGCCAUGGAAUCAACUUGCAUAAAAACGCCACGGGCGCUUACGACGUCGUUCUUAACUGGACGUCCCGGCAUGGCUUCUGA
Molecule: messenger RNA, 1164 nt
Organism: Capronia coronata CBS 617.96
Lineage: Eukaryota; Fungi; Ascomycota; Eurotiomycetes; Chaetothyriales; Herpotrichiellaceae
Exons: 1
Coding region: 1-1164 (387 amino acids)
Source: RefSeq, a predicted model, not a curated record